Messenger RNA from Vicia faba (fava bean), 750 nucleotides. Lineage: Eukaryota; Viridiplantae; Streptophyta; Magnoliopsida; Fabales; Fabaceae. The record is from the annotation of a GenBank genome assembly.
AUGCAAUCAAGUAGGCUUUUGUUGUGUUCCUCUCAAUCCUUGUUUGGGCCAGCCGUCACUACUACUCUCCCCCCUUGUCUUAGAUUCCCACCACACUCCAUAGCAAUCGCAAGUUCAACUUCAUCUCCGAUUCGCUUACGACCCCUGCGCUCCACUACUUCAUCGAGUUCCUCUUCGCAAGUUCCAGUAAUGGCUUCCAAGGAUUCUCUAGUUCAAGACCCGCGUAUAGCUGGAAUCUCAUCCGCGAUCCGUAUCAUCCCCGACUUUCCCAAGCCAGGGAUUAUGUUUCAGGAUAUAACCACACUGCUUCUCGAUCCAAAGGCUUUCAAAGAUACCAUUGAUUUGUUUGUUGAAAGAUACAGAGAUCAAAACAUUUCUGUAGUAGCAGGUGUUGAAGCAAGGGGCUUUAUUUUUGGCCCACCCAUCGCGUUGGCGAUCGGAGCAAAAUUUGUUCCAAUGAGGAAACCCAAAAAAUUGCCAGGAGAGGUUAUCUCAGAAGAGUAUUCUUUGGAGUAUGGAACUGACAAAAUAGAAAUGCACGUAGGGGCCGUACAACCUGGAGAAAGAGCCCUAGUCAUAGAUGAUCUUAUAGCCACUGGUGGAACCUUAAAUGCGGCGAUUAAGCUACUAGAACGUGUUGGGGUGAAUGUUGUUGAGUGUGCUUGUGUGAUUGAACUACCGGAGUUAAAGGGGAGAGAAAAGCUGGGCGGCAGAUCAUUGUUCGUGUUAGUUGAAGGAGAAGGAGCUUGA